Molecule: messenger RNA, 1518 nt
Organism: Armigeres subalbatus
Lineage: Eukaryota; Metazoa; Arthropoda; Insecta; Diptera; Culicidae
Product: acetylcholine receptor subunit alpha-like 1
Exons: 6
Coding region: 150-1382 (410 amino acids)
Biological process (GO): signal transduction; chemical synaptic transmission; monoatomic ion transmembrane transport
Cellular component (GO): plasma membrane; neuron projection; synapse
Molecular function (GO): transmitter-gated monoatomic ion channel activity involved in regulation of postsynaptic membrane potential; excitatory extracellular ligand-gated monoatomic ion channel activity; transmembrane signaling receptor activity
Source: RefSeq, a predicted model, not a curated record
CAUCGACUAGCCUCAGUUCGCGCUCGGCAACAGUCCGGAUAAGUCAGUGGUUCGGUUUCGAAAGCAAUCCGGUGGAUUAAAAGUGGAUAUAGUUUCUGUUUGUGCGCCUCGACAGAACACUGUUAUCAGUUUGGAUCUAACAGUUCAAAAUGAUUAAAGGUUAUCGAAUAGCCUUCUUAUUAUUGUGUCUAGUGUUAUACUGCUACGCAGACGAUGCAACGUCGGACAGCAGUAAAACAACAAGUACGCAGCCCACAUGGCUCGAUAAGCUGAAAAAGGAUUUGCUGACCAACUAUGAUAGGAACGCCCGACCUACUCAGUAUUACAAUGUCACUAAUUUGGAUUUGAAGAUGACCAUUCGGCAUGUGGAUAUCGACGAGGAGAAUUCUGUCUUUUCAGUGUACGGAUGGGUUAAAAUGACUUGGAGUGAUGAUAAACUCAAAUGGAACCCAGCUGACUACGGCAAUCUAGAACUUUUCCGCUGCAAUCCGGACGCUGUGUGGAAACCGGACGUAGUUCUGUACAACAAUGCCAGAGGAUCGGAUAAUCUACACUAUGGUCAAACUAACGUGAUCGUCUACAAUACCGGUGAAGUAUUAUGGGUACCACCAACCGACUAUCACAGUUUUUGCGAGUUGAAUCUUCGUAUGUGGCCCUUUGAUCAUCAAACGUGCAUUCUGAAAAUUGGUUCUUGGACAUUCGAUGGAUAUAAACUGAACUUGACAACCAGUGAAGAUCCUGAGAUCGAUAUUGGCGUCCCGAAUAACGAGUGGAGCAUUCGAAAGGUGACAACCGAUCGCAACACGGUGUACUACAAAUGUUGCAAGGAACCUUACAUCGAUAUCCAAUACAACGUCACGCUGCAACGGCAUUCAUCAACCCACAAGGCUAUUGUAGUUAGUCCGGCAUUCGUAAUAAUAUUACUAGCCCUAUCCGUGUUUUGGCUUCCUCCACAAUGCGGCGAGAAAAUUAUAUUGAACGGAAUCAUUGUACUCAUUGUGACAGUGUUCCUCAUCUAUUUUGCCCAGCAAUUGCCAGCUAUGUCUGGUCAUACGCCACUGAUCGUAACAUUCUACAGCUAUACGUACUACCUGGUAGCCAUCAGUACUAUUUUAUCGGUAAUUGUACUCCGGAUUACUCGUAGCAAGCAGUGUCAUCUUGUACCGAGUUUCCUGAAAGGUCUACUGGACGGUUGUCUUGGAUCAGUACUUGGAGUUGGCAACGCCGCACCAUUCGAGGAUGAUAAGGAAGCUGCAAGUGGCGAAUUAUCUACGAAUUUAAAACAAUACGAUUGGUGUCGUCUAGCAGUAUUACUGGAUCGACUGGGAUUUGUAGUCUACUUGAUAAUUUUUGUCAUUUCAAUCAUUUACUUCAGCUUAUAGGCCAACCUCCGUGUGUUCAUAUUCGCCAGGUUGUAACUCUGAGAAAAGCAGCUUCCAUUCUGAUAUUAUAAGUAUACUCUAGUGCACGUCACAUUACGCUGUAAUUAAACUGAUCUGAUUACCUUUUUUGUAAAAA